Esox lucius (northern pike) is the source of this 5439-nucleotide messenger RNA. RefSeq names its product fibroin heavy chain-like. Lineage: Eukaryota; Metazoa; Chordata; Actinopteri; Esociformes; Esocidae. The transcript has 34 exons. The record is from RefSeq and is a predicted model, not a curated record. The coding region runs from base 1 to 4260 and encodes 1419 amino acids.
AUGCUCAAUCAAAUGGAGGAGGACAAGCAGCUGGCCAGGGAGGUGUACCAGGAGUGGGAGCAGGGACUGGACAAGGCCAGGGAUGGGUGCCAGGAUCUGGGCUUGGUGGUAGUGGAGGAGUCCCUGGAGGUUAUGGUCCAGGUACUGGUUAUGGACCUAGUGGUUAUGCACCAGGAGGGGGUGCUGGGACCGGACUUGGCCAAGGUGCAGGGCCUGGAUCUGGGCUUGGUUCUGGGGGAGUGCCUGGUUCUGGAUACAGACCUGGAGGUGGUUUACCUGGUAGUGGGAUUGUUGCUGGCUAUGGACCUGGUGCUGGUUCUGAAGGAUAUCCUGGUGGGGUCCAGGGGGAGGUGGAGGAGCUCCAGGAGGAGGCCUGGGUGUGCAGUUCGGUUUGCCUGCAGGAGGUUUGCCAGGUGGAGCCUAUGGACCAGGGGUGGCUUUAGGAGGCAGGAGGAGGAGUACCUGGGGGUGGAUAUGGGACAGGGAGCUGGUCCUGGUGCUGGGUUUGCUCAGGGAGCAGGAGGAGUCCCUGGAGGAGGCUAUGGACCUGGAGGAGCCGAAGGGGUACCAGGCAGCUAUGGUGCUGGACAAGGUGGCUUUGGACCAGGUUACGGAACUCAGUCUGGAUCUAAAGCACCCAAAUAUGGCCCAGGUGGGGCAGCAGGGGACCUUGGUGCUGGAGCAGCUGUCGGGACUGUGGCAGGGACAGGGACCAGGGACAGGGUGGGCGCUGGAGGAGUUGCAGGAGGUGUCGGAGCCACGCCUAGACCAGGCAUAGGAGCGGGAGGAGAUGGCACUGGGAUAGGAGCUGGGACAAACGGGACAGGCAUAGGAGGAGCAGAAGGUGUUGGUGCUUGGAAGGAUGGAGAAGAAGGUCUAAAUGGAACCAAAGCACCAGGUGAGCCUGGUAUUGCCGGUGGGGCUCUAGAAGGAUCUGAAGGUUCUGGUGGCCCUGGAGACGGUUCCAGCCUUGCAGGCGGUGCUGCUGGAGGAACUGUCAGGGGUGAUGGUCUUGGAGGAAUUGGAGAAAAAACAGCAGAUAAAUCUGGGGUCAGAGGCACGGCAAUUGCAGGAACUGAAGUGCCAGAAAUUGUUGCUGGAGUGGUUCAACCCAGUGGUGGAUCAGGAGUGUCAUCUGCCGGUGUGGGAACAGGGGUUGGUGUCGGUGCUGACGGAAAACCUUCUAAGGAAGGAGAAACAGGUGCUGCUCUUGGUGACGUAAUUGGAGCGGGGACCCUACCUGUAGCUAAACCUCUGAAACCUCCAAGAGGUGACACACCUGGUGAAGGAGAUGCAGAUGCAGGUGCAAUUCCUAGUGGUGUUGAAACAGGAAGACCUGGUGGAUUUGGAACAGGAGGACCUGGUGGAGUUGGAACAGGAGGACCUGGUGCAGUUGGAACAGGAGGACCUGGUGCAGUUGGAACAGGAGGACCUGGUGCAGUUGGAACAGGAGGACCUGGUGGAGUUGGAACAGGAGGACCUGGUGGAGUUGGGAGAGGAGAUGGACCAAGCAGCACUGAUAAACCACCCAAAAGCUACGGAGCAGGUGCAGCUGGCAGCCUGGGUGCAGGAGGUGUUGGAGGAGGUCCUGGAGGAAUAGGUCCGGACGGGGCAGCAGGAACCGGCAUUGUCCCUGGGACUGGUGGUGCUGGUAGUGUAGUAGCUGGAACCCCCAAACCAGGAAAAAGCUACAGAGUUGGUGGAGUCCUGCCAGGUCGAGGAUAUGGUGAUGGCCAAGUUGGAGCAGCAGGACGAGGUCUUGGAGGGUAUGGAUAUGGAGCCGGUCCUGGAGGAUACGGCAUUGGACCGGGUAGCUAUGGGUCCGUACCUGGUGGUUAUGAAGCUGGUGCCGGUCCAGGGGGUUAUGGAGCUGGUCAAGGUGGCUAUGGGGUUGGCCCUGGAAGAUAUGGGGCUGGAGCCGGUCCUGGUGGCUCUGGUGGAUCCAAGACAGGGAAGACUGGAGCUGCUGGUGGAGGUCUGACUGGAGCUGGUAGCCUGGGUGCUGGAGCAGGUAUAGGAGGAGGUCAAGGUGGAGCUGGAACAGGUGGCUAUGGAUCAGGCGGAGCUGGCACUGGAAUUGGUACAGGCCCUGGAAAACCACUUAAAAGGCAUGGGGGAACCAGUGGAGGGCCUGGUGGUUACGGUGCUGGACCUGGUGGCUAUGGACCAGGAGGAACUGCAGCUGGUCUAGGUGGAGCAGGCACCCGACCAGGUGGGGCUGGACAAAUGGGAUAUGGUGCCGGACCUGGGAGUUAUGGACCAGGUGGAGUAGGGACCAGACCAGUUGGUGCAGGAACCGGACUAGGUGGCUAUGGUGCUGGGACUGGAGGUAUUGGGGCUGGACCUGGUGGCUAUGGACAAGGUGAAGCUGGACGUGGGGCUGAACAGGGAACUGGAGCAAGAGGGUAUGAUGCAAAUGCAAAAGCUCGUAAAUACGGUAUGCUAAGUAGUCCCUUUGGAGGACAAGGAGCCAGCCAGGGAGUGCCAGGAGCAGGGACUGGAUUAAGCCAGGAAGGAGUUUCUGGAGUUGGUGGUGGAAGAGGAGUCCCUGGUGGUUAUGGUCCUGGUGCUGGGUAUGUCCCUGGUCAGGGAGGUGCUGGGGUCAGACCAGGCAGUUAUGGGCCAGGUGGAACUGGGGCCGGACCAGGCGGUUAUGGGCCAGGUGGAACUGGGGCCGGACCAGGCGGUUAUGGGCCAGGUGGAACUGGGACCGGACCAGGCGGUUAUGGGCCAGGUGGAACUGGGAUCGGACCAGGCGGUUAUGGGCCAGGUGGAACUGGGGCCGGACAGGGUGGUUAUGGGCCAGGUGGAACUGGGGCCGGACAGGGUGGUUAUGGGCCAGGUGGAACUGGGGCCGGACCAGGUGGUUAUGGGCCAGGUGGUUAUGGGCCAGGUGGAACUGGGGCCGGACCAGGUGGUUAUGGGUCAGGUGGAACUGGGGCCGGACCAGGUGGUUAUGGGCCAGGUGGAACUGGGGCCGGACCAGGCGGUUAUGGGCCAGGAGGAACUGGGGCCGGACCAGGUGGUUAUGGGCCAGGUGGAACUGGGGCCGGACCAGGUGGUUAUGGGCCAGGUGGAACUGGGGCCGGACCAGGUGGUUAUGGGCCAGGUGGAACUGGGGCCGGACCAGGCGGUUAUGGGCCAGGAGGAACUGGGGCCGGACCAGGUGGUUAUGGACACGGUGGAGCUGGCAUCAGACAGGGAACUGGAACUAGAGUAUACGAUGCCAAUGCAAAAGCUCGUAAAUAUGGUAUGCUAAGUGGUGCCCUUGGGACCGCAGGAGGAGGACAAACAACAGGUCAGGGAGGUGUACCAGGAGUGGGAGCAGGGACUGGACAAGGCCAAGGAGGUAUACCAGGAGGGGCAACAGGGACUGGACAAGGCCAGGGAGGAGUUCCUGGAUCUGGGUUUGGUGGUGGAAGAGGAGUACCUAGUGGUUAUGGUCCUGGUGCUGGGUUUGUUCCUGGUGGUGGUUAUGGACCAGGAGGGGGCACUGGGACUGGACCUGGCCUGGGAGGAGCUGACGCCAGACCAGGUGGUUAUGGACCUGGUGGUGCUGGAACAGGACCAGGUGGUUAUGGACCUGGUGGUGCUGGACAAGGACCUGGAGCUGGAGGGUAUGAUGCAAAUGCGAAGGCUCGUAAAUAUGGUAUGCUAAGUGGUGCCCUUGGGACCCCAGGAGGAGGACAAACAGCUGGCCAGGGAGGUGUACCAGGAGCAGGGCCUGGACUAAGUCAGGGAGGAUAUGUCCCUGGAAGUGGACUAGUUGGCAGUUAUGGGCUAAGAGGGGGCGCUGGGACUGGAUUUGGCCAGGGUGGAGUUGGGACCGGACCAGGAGGCUACGGGGCUGGGUCUAGUGGUUAUGGACCAGGUGGUACCGGUGAGGGUGCAGUGAAGCCAAACAAGUCAGGUUAUAGCUCCACAUCCUUACGGGGAUCUCGCUAUGGACCAGGUGGUGGAGCAGGACAUGUACCUGGAGCUGGAGUGACUGGGGGAACAGGGGGAAUGGGAGGAGUACUAGGAGGGGUACCUGGUGUUGGAGUGGCUGGUGGAGUGGGAGGAGUACCAGGGGCUGGUGUCCCAGGCUAUGGAGGUGUUGCUGGUGGAUAUCCAGGAGGAUAUGGAACAGGAGGGGCGGGGCAGAAAUCCAAUGCACAGAAGGCAGCCAAGUAUGCAGCCAUGCAGGGCUUUUUGGGAGCAGGCAGCUACAGAGGUGGCGCCAGCUGCCAGGGGAAAUACUGCGGACGGAGGAAGAAGUGAGUGAGCAGCAGAAGGAAAUGACCUCAUCAACAACAUUGUGGUGCUACCGCUUAAAUUUAGACUAUGGAGAUUCUUCAAUGACCAACAGUGUCCCCUUUACGUCUUUUGAAAGUUUGUAUCUCUGGCUUUGUGUGACCUUUUAUUCUGAAACUGUGAUCAUUAACGUCAAACUGUAGAGUUUGACCUAUUGUAACAGAGUUUAGGAUGAUCAUUGUUAAUUUUAUAAUCACCUGUACACCUUUAUCUGAAGUCAUGCAGUACCCCUUUACCCAUGUAGCUCCUACUUGUUUUAAACACUGAUACUAAGGCCUCUCAACAGAGUGUCUCUAGACCUGUGUGUUUGCUGACAUUGAACCACCACAUUUGACUGUCUGUUUCCUUACUAACAUCACUGAAGUGUACAACACCGCUGUCUGAAAGUAUGCUAUGGACAAGAAGGCCAAGACUCAACAUUUGUACUUGCACUUUUCAAUUUGCUGUACCUAAUUUUUGUUUAACCCACAAAUGUCUAGUUGCAAAUGUUUAAAAAAAAUCUGUCUUAAGGCAUCUUGACAUGGCAAUAUACACACUGCUGCUAUUUUGACAGGCUGUCAUGGGAGUUCACUUUAGCAUGGUUUCACAGCCACUGUUUAAGAUUUAGUACAGUAUCCCCUCUGAUCAACAGCGAAGCUUGUUCUCAGUAUUCUUAGCAAGGUUGUGAGAUCAACUGUAUUCAAUUACAAUGCUUUAACUGAAUAUAUAAUAAGGUUUUAAUGAGGCACCUGCAGACUGCUGAGAUCCUACUAUCACUGAUGCAGAACUAUGGGCUUUAUUCAAGCCGUAUUGUGCAAGCUCUGUAUUUCAGAAUAAUUAAAAUCUGAAUUAAAUGUAAAUGCAGCAUAUGCCAGCUCAAAUCACCUCUGAAAUUCUACUGUACCAAUACGGGUUAAAUAGAGCGCCAUGUCCUUUUACUCUGAACUUUACUUGUUUCUAAGUUAAUUUUGGCUUUUUAAAUUAUGAAGAAAAAAUGCUCACACAUUUAUCUAAAUGUUUAAUCUCCGUGUAGGAUUUGAGUAAUUGUGAUUGUUUGACAUUUAAUUUGUAAAAUUUUUAUAAAGUGCUUUAUUUUCUAUAUUUUCUUUAAAUGCUCUGUCAUGAUUUACCAGAAGAGUCAUGUUACAUUAUGUUAAAUUUUGUAAU